Bipolaris sorokiniana ND90Pr is the source of this 1804-nucleotide messenger RNA. RefSeq lists its product as uncharacterized. The transcript has 8 exons. Gene Ontology annotation, cellular component: mitochondrion. The record is from RefSeq and is a predicted model, not a curated record. NCBI's taxonomy places the organism in Eukaryota, Fungi, Ascomycota, Dothideomycetes, Pleosporales, Pleosporaceae. The coding region runs from base 68 to 1804 and encodes 578 amino acids. Gene Ontology annotation, molecular function: FAD binding; D-arabinono-1,4-lactone oxidase activity.
AAGCCAUCCUCGCAAAACAGGCUGAGCUGAGGUAAACGCCAAAUAAGAAAGACAAAGGCCAAGCUUUAUGAGAGCCUUUCUAUGUAAUAUCACUGUGCGAAGGAUUAGCAGGUCUGUAAGUGAUUUAUACAUUGCGCUUUCGGACAGUGUCAAAAACCUAGCUCAAUUGAUCAGCAAUCCUGGAAGUGAUCUGCCUGAAGAAGAACUUCACGGCCUCAACAAACUCAUCGAUGACUGGCACAAGGAUGAUAUCACGGUCGACCAAGAAGAAUUUACGCGUCGAAUCCUUUUAGUGUUCAAGAGUUCUACUCGCAAAGAGAUAUAUGAAAGAGAACUUGACAAGCUACUACCCGAGCACAAGGAAGCUAUCACAAGUUUUGUAGACGGAAACACCAACGCGAUAUCGCUGGGCAAGAUUCUAGCGCCUACGGGGAAGGAAAAAUACGUCGAGUUUCAAAAUUGGGGCAGGACUGUCAAGCAUACUCCACUAGUCACUUAUUAUCCCGAAAACGUGGAAGAAGUCAAGACUAUCGUCCGCGAUAGCGUUCAGAAUGAUCGCGGUGUGCGCGUUUCUGGCUUUCGCCAUUCUUGGGCCCCGCUGUUCGGCCGCAACAACAAAUCUGGUUACAAAAACAAUGGCGAUAUUUUAAUCUCAACCUUAUCCGAGAGAAAUGCAGGAAUACUUCCUAACUUUACUUUAUUGCCUUCUAGUCUUUGGCAGCCCCCAGAAACAGAGCUCAAUCAUAUUCAAAUAGUGGAUGUUUCUUGCGCAAAAAAUUAUGUCCGUGUUGGUACGUCAACUACCAAUGAGCAAUUCCGACGCUGGUGCAUCGACAUCGGCAACGUGACGUUGCUGGUGAACAUCAUAGAGGUUGAGAUUACCAUGGGUGGAAGUAAUGCGCCAAUCUGUCAUGAGGCCAGUAUCAAAAACUCAACACUUAGCGAUCAAGUUCGUCGCAUUGCGUACGUUGAUGUCAACGCCGAACUACGGGCAAUCGACAUGGCAGAUCCCACCUUACUCAAUGUAGCAUCUGGGUGUUUUGGCCUUAUUGGAGUUGUCACGCAUAUUGUGCUUGAGUGCGACCCAAUGUGCACAGCCCUCAUGCAUCCUGUGAAACUGGAUGUUGUUAGAGCUAUCCCUCCACCUCCUGAAAUGAAAGUGGCGGAUAUUCCGGAACCUCUUCGUCCGAAGGAAUCCUGGAUGGAAGUAGACAGAAAGAAGUAUCAGCCAAAGUUUAAGCGACGUGUCAAUAACGACUACUACGCAGAAUGGUUCUGGUUCCCGUAUUCGAGCAAGGUAUGGGUUAACACAUGGUCCGUCGACAAGAAUACGGCAAGUGUCGAGAACUAUCCAGACUAUUUCCACACGACUAUCCAACGCGGCGUACAAAACAUUAGAGUACGAGAUAUGGAAGUUGAGCUUCCAGAUGCUAUCAUCAUUUGCUAUGCCAGUGACCCCACUGCACCCAUGCGUAUGCCAUUAGAAAUGCGUAUCAUGGGUAGCAGUAAUGUCACCAUGGCCCCUCAGCGAGGAAAUACGGUAAGAACUUGCGCCAUCGAGAGUUUGACUCUAGCUGCUGUUGCCGACAUCUGGGAGCCCUAUGCACAAGAAGUACUAGAUAAGUGGACGCAGUACAAGGACGUCGAUGGUAACCCUUUGCGCAUCCGCCCUCAUUGGGCAAAGGAAUGGGACCGUUGUAAGGUCAACGGCAAACCUUGGCGUGAGACCCUCCAAAACAAGACCUAUAAGAAUGAGAUGGCCGAGUUCAAAAAGCUUCUAGCAAUCAUUGGUAAGAAGCACUAA